AUGAAGCGGUAUAGUGUGUCAUAUGUUGAAGUUUGGGAUGGAGAUCGAGUUCUUUCUAGCUGGUACGACUCCAAGGACGAAAACAAUAGUAAAUAUGGAAGCACUGAUAAAGGGAGAGCCGAUCAAAAAGCAGUGUUUCACAGGUUAAUCGGCGAUAUGGUAAUACGAACAGUGGUGAAUCUUCCGGGAAACAAAGUUACAAAGACGUCUAUCGACCUUAUAGAGGGGUAUGAUUGCUAUUAUACAACUGCAGAGAACAAUAAAGUGCUCAUUUGUUUUGUUAAAGAAGAAGUCCCCAAAUUCCUACCGUUGAGGUUAUUAUCAGAACUAAAAUGUUUGAAUAAUGACAACGAUGAAUAUUUGAAGAGUAAUAUCGAUAAUCAAUUGGACAAAUUCCAUGAAGAAUUAUUAUCUUAUCGCACGGAAGGACAGCAGACAGCUGCAUCCACUGAGGAAGAGCUACAAAACAUUAUUGCAAUAAUGAAUGAUAAUAUCGAUAAGUUUUUACAGAGACAGGAAAGGAUAUCCCUGCUUGUGGAUAAUACUAAUCAAUUGAACGAAAAUAGUUUUAAAUUUCAAAGGAAAUCCUCUAAGAUUAUGAGAAAAAUGUGGUGGAAUAACGUUAAGUUUUAUUCCAUUGUCAUUAUAGUUGUACUGGCGAUUAUUGUGAUUGUGUCGUUAUUAUUACUACAUUAG
Kluyveromyces lactis is the source of this 696-nucleotide messenger RNA. It is a transcript of the gene NYV1, whose product is annotated as Nyv1p. The record is from RefSeq and is a predicted model, not a curated record. Gene Ontology annotation, cellular component: membrane. Bases 1 to 696 code for a protein of 231 amino acids. The transcript has a single exon. NCBI's taxonomy places the organism in Eukaryota, Fungi, Ascomycota, Saccharomycetes, Saccharomycetales, Saccharomycetaceae. Gene Ontology annotation, biological process: vesicle-mediated transport.